Amoebophrya sp. A120 is the source of this 405-nucleotide messenger RNA. The record is from the annotation of a GenBank genome assembly. NCBI's taxonomy places the organism in Eukaryota, Dinophyceae, Syndiniales, Amoebophryaceae.
AUGGCGAGCAAUUUCAUGGCUGUCCCGAGCGCCUUGGCGUUAGAUGCCAAUAUCUUCGCAACGGAGCCGCCCAAGAGGACGCCGCCCGGCCGUCGCGCCUUCGUUCCCGGAUGCGGGAGCCUGCGGGCGCCACCGCUGUGCUCUUCCCCGUGGCAGCCCCUUCGGCGCUUGCCGCCCGGGGCUGGGCUCGGCUCGCCGCCUUGCGGGCCUUCCCUAACGACGGAGCCGCAGGAGCGCGCAGGCACGCCAGUCCUAAUGGGCCGGCUGGGCGCAGCAGGUGCGGACCAGCGGACUCAGCCCCGUGGGGCUCCGCGGCCGCCUCGUUUCCCAACGAGGGGCCCGCGCCUCGCCGUCCCGCCUGCGUGGCUGGCGCGUCCCUGUCAGCUCCUCGGUGUAAGCAUGUAA